Carassius carassius (crucian carp) is the source of this 843-nucleotide messenger RNA. Its product is annotated as C->U-editing enzyme APOBEC-2-like. Gene Ontology annotation, biological process: cytidine to uridine editing. Bases 19 to 798 code for a protein of 259 amino acids. Gene Ontology annotation, molecular function: RNA binding; cytidine deaminase activity. The record is from RefSeq and is a predicted model, not a curated record. The transcript has 2 exons. NCBI's taxonomy places the organism in Eukaryota, Metazoa, Chordata, Actinopteri, Cypriniformes, Cyprinidae. Gene Ontology annotation, cellular component: nucleus; cytoplasm.
GUGUGUUCAGUUUCAGAGAUGGCCGACAGAAAGAGCAGCAGCAGCGCAGGUGUCAGCUCUCGACUGACCGUCAGGAGGAAAGAAAAAGCAGAAAAUGAGGCCAAGAAAGAGGAGAAACCCCCUAAAGAAGGAGAGAAAGUCGAGGUGAACGGGACAAGCGUGCCGGAGGAGACCGGAGAGGCCGCCACCGGAAACGGAGCCCCGGCGAACGGAGAGAACGCUGAGAAACCGGAGCCCAUGGAGCUGCCACCGUUUGAGAUCAUCACCGGGGAUCGCAUGGACCCAUUUUUCUACAAGUUCCAGUUCAAGAACGUGGAGUAUUCAUCCGGCCGGAACAAGACGUUCUUGUGUUACCUGGUGGACCAAGGGCCCGGAGCCAGCGGGCUCCUCAGGGGCUUCAUCGAGGACGAGCACGCGAGCGGCCACGCCGAGGAGGCCUUCUUCCAGCAGGUGCUGCCCAACUACGACCCCGCCCUCAAAUACACCGUCACCUGGUACAUGUCGUCCAGCCCGUGCUCCGCCUGCGCCAUGAAGCUGGCCGAGAUCCUGAAGGCCAGGAAGAGCCUCCAUCUGUCCAUCUACUCCGCACGGCUCUUCGAGUGGGAGGAGCCUGAGAUCCAGGCGGGGCUAAAGGCGCUGGUGGCCGCCGGCUGCAAACUGCGCAUGAUGAAGCCGCUGGACUUCACCUACACCUGGAACACGUUCGUGGAGAACGACGAGCAGACGUUCGUGCUGUGGGAGGACUGCCAGGAGAACUACGAGUACUACCAAGACAAACUGGCCGACAUCCUGCAGUGAUGUAAGAGACGAUCUCUAACAAACACUCACACAGACAUAUGCAUC